CGAAUCUACGCAUCUUUUCUUUCCCACCCGCAUCAGCAUCCACGCAUGGUACUGGCACCUUGAGUCUCUACACAGCACCCAUGGUCAGCGUGCGAGAUAUGCCAUAUACCGUGACCAACUCAUUCAAGAGGGGUCUCAUGAUGCGAACUUACAGCAAACCCAUCCGCCAGUUCUGGGAUGAUGCCGCGCGUCCAGCCACGAAGAAAAGACGCGUCGACGCCGGAAAGGACCAGAACGAGAGCGAGAACAACCUUGAAUGCGCGAUACGCGAGUCAUCGGCGGCCGUGCUCUCCAGUCCGUCGCGUCGCAACUCCGUGAGUUUCUCAGAGGAUGUUCUCGAUGACCUAUCCACUCCGCCUUCAUCGCCUCCGGCUCUACAGCUGACGCCUCCGCCGGCAAAUACGCGAAAACCUACGUUUACCUUCCUCAAGCGGAAGAGGUCGACGCCCAGCAUUUCAGCUGGCGGAACACCCUUGGCAGAGGUGAACUCGAAUAGCUUUCUGCCAUCGUCGACUGAUCCUCAGAAGAAAAAGCAGCGACAGCAGCAAAGUCACCAGCCACCGGUCUUGAAGCAGAUGCAGCUCGACCUGGGCGGAGAAAUUCGGAAGACCUGUUCCGGGUGUGGGAUGGAGUACGUUCCGUCUAGCCCGGAGGAUAUGGCUUUGCACAAGAAGUUUCACGACAUGAAUUCGAACGGGAUUGAUCUUGGCAAGGCGUUUGUGCGCGCGAAUGCGUCCAGGUGGGUAUACGAGGCGGCGCGUUUUGACGAGGGAUACGUGGUGAUCAUCGAUCGCAAGAGCUCUCUACCAGCGAAGAAUCAGGCAAAACGAGUGCUAGAGGUGGUCAACAAGGAGCUUUCUUCUCCGGAAAUUGAGGAUUCGAUUCUGUGGAGCCAGAUCGACACCCCGAAGCAGUUUAGGAAGAACGGGUCGAAGGAAGAGGUUGAUCGAUUCAAGGUGUUUUUGCACAUGAAGGACAGCAAAUGCGUUGGGUUAUGCUUGACUGAACGGAUAUGGGAGUCUCAUCUUGUUAAGCGGGACGGGGAAAAGCCUGUCAAAGGAUCUGGGGAGAGAUUCGAUGGCUCGUCAAUCACCUUGAGUCAGGAGAAGCAGCCAGCUUCUGUGGGGAUAUCGCGAGUGUGGACGUCUUCUUCGUCUCGAAGAAAGGGGAUUGCCAUGGACCUGUUGGAUUGUGUCGUGGGCAAUUACUUCUACGGAAUUGAGAUUCCAAAGUCGCAGGUGGCAUUUAGUCAACCAACGGAGAGCGGAUGUCGCCUCAUGGAGGCAUUUUUCGGGCCCGAUGAGCCGUGGUAUGUCUACAAGGAAAUCUAUGCCACCAAUUGAGCCGUCUUUGGUUUAUCAGGCUCAAGAGUUAGAGUUCCUUGGACACGCGAGCUACAAACAGCUUUGAAGCAGCAUGAAAGAACGAAAAGCUCCACCUCCUCCUUCUUUUUCUUUUUUUUUUUUUU
Molecule: messenger RNA, 1468 nt
Organism: Coccidioides posadasii C735 delta SOWgp
Lineage: Eukaryota; Fungi; Ascomycota; Eurotiomycetes; Onygenales; Onygenaceae
Gene: ECO1
Product: N-acetyltransferase O1 (Establishment of cohesion protein 1)
Biological process (GO): mitotic sister chromatid cohesion
Cellular component (GO): chromatin; nucleus
Molecular function (GO): protein-lysine-acetyltransferase activity
Source: RefSeq, a predicted model, not a curated record